Molecule: messenger RNA, 1299 nt
Organism: Symbiodinium natans
Lineage: Eukaryota; Dinophyceae; Suessiales; Symbiodiniaceae
Source: the annotation of a GenBank genome assembly
AUGGUGGAUGCCACGGCAUGGUGGCCAAACCAAGCCAUGCAAACUUGCCAGAACUUGCAAGUGCAACAAAUGCAGACGCAAGCCGGGCAAGCCCAGCCGGCAAAUUUACAGACUCAGCAGCCGACUCAGCCGCAACAGGCGCAACAGGCACCACAGGCACCACAGGCACCAGUUCAGCAGGCGAUGCUGCAAGUGAUGGCGCAGGCGCAAGCGCAACCGCAAAAUCAGAUACAGGUGCAGAUGCAUCAAUCACAAAUGCAACAGCAGGCACACAUGCAACAAGUACAACUGCAAGCGCAAAUGCAACAAGCUGCUCAGAUGCAAUCGCAGAUGCAGCAGAUGCCCUUGCAACAGCUCCCCUUGCAACCAGUCCAGCAAAAUCACAUCCCCGACCAGACGGACAAGAAAAUUUUCCAGCAAUCUCCCUUCCAUUUCCAAGUUACGCAGGUGUCGGAUGACUCUCAGCCCAAGACGCUGUUCAAUACACCUGCACAUUUGGCACUAGCCAAAGUUUCAAAUGCUGAGCGCGAAGCUCGACACGCACAGCAGGAGCAGCCGAAGCAGUCGAAGCAGGAACCGCAAGCUGGGACGACACAAAAACAGCAGCAGUAUCAGCAACAGCAUCAGCCGCAGCAGAGGCAGCAAGGAUUCUCAGCGCAGCCAGUUAACCGCUCGCAUGCACAUGCAGUGAAAAGCUCCCCCGAGAUGGACACCAAGCCAUCUCAGGCCGGCAAGCUUCGAACGCGGCGCAAGGAGCCGGGUGCCAAAGCAGCCUCCGAUCACGCGAAACUGUUCCAGACGCUCAGAUCGAACUUGGAAGUGGGUGACGAGAAGGCGCGUCUUGAUGCCAUCCAGCAAAUUCAGGGGAAUGUGGUGGCUCUGGCCACUGAGUCCGAAAGCUCCAGCCGUGCUGUGCAGAUGGCUUUGAAGGUGGCAACUCGCCAAACCGCGACGGAACUGUCGUCAGAGUUGACGGGACAUAUUGCAGAGGUGGCAUUGUCUCUGCAUGGGAAUCACGUGCUGCAGCGUGUCAUUGAGGUGUUGCCGUCCUCGAAGACGAACUUCAUUGCAGAAGAACUCGUGACAAGAGCUGCAGAGGUCGCUCGCAACGUCUUCGGUUGCCGUAUUUUCUGCCGACUGCUUGAGCAGUCAGCGAACCUCACCUCUACGCAGAGGCUGCUUGCGAAGGUGAUAAGAGAUGCCGAAGAUCUGGUCCAAAACCAAUUUGGACGAUACGUGGCCCAAGCAGUCCUUGAACAUGGGACGGAUGAGCAGAGGCGUGUAGCUUCUGGCAGCUGA